Messenger RNA from Clunio marinus, 180 nucleotides. NCBI's taxonomy places the organism in Eukaryota, Metazoa, Arthropoda, Insecta, Diptera, Chironomidae. The record is from the annotation of a GenBank genome assembly.
AUGCCGGUCCUGAUCUAUAAGAGGGCCCCAUACGGUUCACACCAUUUACCAUUAUAUCGUUUCGACAAUUCUCAGCAGUGUCAUGUGUACAACGAUGAGUGUCAACACACCAAUCACAUGGGAAGAGAGACGAUACGCAACGUGUACAAGAUAAAUGAGUUGAGCAAUCGAAGAAAGUGA